ACACGUACCCAUGAUGCUCUUCUAUGGCGGUUUUCUUGGUCGCGAACUGUGCGAACGCUAGGGACCACGUUUUUCUCUCCGCAAUGAGAAGUUGCAUUGUUUACUUUCACUGAUCGACGCUACGUUAGUGAGCCGGCAAUCUGAAACGCUGCGCGUUUGGUGAACCAAAGUGAGAAAGAUUCCACUGCAGCACAAUGGGAACAAGGCGGACGCUCCUGGAGUAUGCCUCUGACGUCGUCCAACUGUGCCCUGGCGAGAAAACAGCCCAAGAGCUCUAUGAUGACCUCUGCACCGUCAAAAGCUUCGUCAGCUUGAAGGAAAUGAACCUCAAUCUUCGCUGUACGCACAGUGAAGUCAGCAACUGCUACAUCUUUGAUGACCUCGUCCCUUGGAAUGAGUGCUUGUGCAUCCUGAACCUGGAGCUGAAAGAAACGGUGCCCGGAAAGCUCGGUGUUCUCCCUCUCCACCACCGACCUCUGCCCGAGACAUCACACUCCAAAAGCAAUCUUGCAUAUACCCUUCUUCAUUGGCUUUUACAGGAGCAUCGCUGCAUCGUGGCUCUUGAGCUCAAAGGCGAGGCCAUUUCUUGGCGACACAAACUUCUCUUUGACGCCAUGGGUCGCUGCUCUGGGUUGAGAAAACUCAGGGUGACCUGCUGUAAUGCAGACAACACGGCAGGCUGUGCCGACGACCUGGUCACUACCAUAGGCGCUCUGGAGAAGCUGGAAAAGCUGGAGCUUGAAACCCUGAUACUGUCUCUGCCUGCACAGAAGAAGCUUGUGCAUAAUUUUUGGCAUUUGCAUUCACUGAAGUCAUUGGUGCUUUUGGGCGUCGAUGCUCUCGACGACGACAAACCCACCGACGAGAACCCAAGUGCUUCUUUCCUGUUCGGAGAGUAUUUGGCAAAUAACACAUCACUGAAGAAACUGACAAUUGGUCUGGGCCCAUAUCAGGUGCCUCAGUUAGAGGCAGUGCUCCAGGCACUGAGAGAAAGCAAAUCUCUCAUGAAGUUGAGCUUUGACUAUGUGAAACUCGGGACUGAGCAGCUGGAGCUCCUCAGUGAAGUUGUGGCUGAGAACACCACUCUCCGCAUCCUGCAUUUUUCCUGGUUUUCUUCCAGCUUUGAGUUGAAAACACUUGCCAAGCUCAUUGAGAGGAAUGCAGGGCUACAUGAGCUUCAGGUGGGUAGCAUUAAGAUUAAGGACAUUGCUCCUUUGGCACUCGCCAUUCAAGCAAAUAGAACUCUCAAGAAACUAGGCUUCUUUUGGCAAUACAUGAACACCAAGAAUGCAGUCGGCUUCUAUGAGGCCCUAGCGAGCAACAGUUCACUAGAAUGUGUCUCAGUAGGUGAGGUCUGUGAUGGUAAACUGGCCAAGUUUUACAAGACGCUGGUAGCGUCAGGGAUGAAAGAAAAGAUCAAAUUCAGCACUGUUAUCACAGACCCCUUUCGCCUGCUACAGGUCCUUCACAGAUGGCCCGACCUUGCAGAGAUAGUCUAUGAAAACUCCUACGAGAAUGAAGUUUCUCCUAGCCUGUGCUAUGGCAUCCAGAUGAUGACCUCAAGCUCACACCUACUUCAGCUGACAAUCUGCAUAGAAGCACCACUCACCAAAGAGCUUGCCAACUCUCUGGUGAUAUUGCUGUCAACCACAAGGACACUCAAGCGAGUCCACCUUGAAUUUGGCCAAUCAAAACCGUAUACGCACAUUGUACUGGACAAGGGUCUUAGCCUCAACAACACCAUCGCUUGGUUGUCCCUCGUCAACUGGCAGUUCACAGAGCUCGAUGCCGCGGUGCUUGGCUUGGCACUCAAAGGGAAUGUGACUCUUAACGGACUGCUCAUUGCGUGUGACAAGGCGUCCUCUGUGGCUUUGGUGGCAGAGCUAGGGAAAUGCAUCCACGUGAACCAUCACCUGCUCGAUUUCGUAGUGAAGAAACGAAGCACGCCUGAACCUCAGGUAUACAAGCAGUUUGAGAUUGACCAUGUAAUACGACGGAACAUGUCCCACGUCCACCGUGCCGUUCAGUUUGUGAUGGGUCGGGAUGGCCAGUGCUUUGCCGAAGCAUUCGAGAUGUUGUGCCGGAGUGAGGUGCUGGUGGAGAGGGUUAAAAAGGCAGGUUCUUUGGCGGAGUGCGAGGCGAAAGAGAAGAUUGCGGAGCGCCUGAAUCACCUCAAGAUGGACUUCAUGGUGGCAGUCGGGAUUGUCCGCAAAAGUGUCGGUUGUGACCGGCCAGAUAGGGGUGGAGUGCAGCUGGAUCAGAUUGGGAUCGACAACUGGUUGCGCAUUCGGUCUUACUUGAAGGCAGCGGACAUCAAGAAACGGUCGGCGGCGGACCAGUAAGAACAAGGUCUCUGCAGAAUUUCAGCAGAGAAUGACAUUUUGCUGUGAUAACUUGUUUCUUAUCCUCAUGGCGUGUUUUUCUCUGAUGAUCCUUCAAGUGGUACAAGUUUUAGACCACUUCUUCUGUGAGUUUGAAGCAAGUUUUGGUUUUUAGUACCUGCUUCAAGUAUAGUUUCUCAGCUUUAAUUUUCACUACAAGCUUUGUGUUGUCUUUUGCCUUGUGUUUUGCGACAUUUUGUGUAUUGAGAUUAUUUAAUAAAUUUGCACUCGUUUAUCAACAUG
Ixodes scapularis (black-legged tick) is the source of this 2624-nucleotide messenger RNA. RefSeq lists its product as uncharacterized. The record is from RefSeq and is a predicted model, not a curated record. The transcript is spliced from 2 exons. The coding region runs from base 195 to 2342 and encodes 715 amino acids. NCBI's taxonomy places the organism in Eukaryota, Metazoa, Arthropoda, Arachnida, Ixodida, Ixodidae.